AUGGAUGAUGCCGUGAAGAAAAAGGUUUCAGGCGAAGCAGUCUCUCACCGCCAUCCAGCUGACUACGAAAUCUGGACCGACGGGUCCUACGCCGAAGAAACAUCUUCGGUCGUCGGGGCAGCCCUCAUAUUCAAGAAGGGCAGAGCGAAUUACCAAACAGUCUCUGUCGGUGGAAAUUGGUGCUCGAGCUUUCGCUCAGAAUGCCUGGCUCUACAUGCCGGCUUACGUCGCGUCAUCGCUGACAAGCUCCUCCACCGUGGCAAACGCCUCCUCGUUGCCACAGACAGUCAGUCUCUCCUGAUGGCCCUCAAAAGCCAUGCAGCAUGCGAGACCACCUCCACAUCCGCGGAGUGUGCUCAACAGCCUGGCUGGGCGAGGUGUAUAAAUCAAACUGGUCAAACAGGAGGUAUCUCCUCCUUGUUCAUUAUUUCACCGAUGACCAUCUCAAAGUCAAAUUUCCGCAAACAUAGACAGCGUGGCAAUCUUCGGGUCGCAUGCUUGCAGUCUUCUCGACGCAUCGCCUGUCGCAUAUGGGAGAGAAUUUUUGAACACCUUUUGAAACGAGUAACAACCCACAUACCUAAGUAG
This is a messenger RNA of Perkinsela sp. CCAP 1560/4, 588 nucleotides long. Lineage: Eukaryota; Euglenozoa; Kinetoplastea; Prokinetoplastida; Perkinselidae. The record is from the annotation of a GenBank genome assembly.